Messenger RNA from Naegleria lovaniensis, 1134 nucleotides. RefSeq lists its product as uncharacterized. The record is from RefSeq and is a predicted model, not a curated record. The coding region runs from base 1 to 1134 and encodes 377 amino acids. NCBI's taxonomy places the organism in Eukaryota, Heterolobosea, Eutetramitea, Acrasida, Naegleriidae. The transcript has a single exon.
AUGCACGUCAAACAUUGCCUCAAGCUCUUCGCCAUCAUUCUUGUUUCCUCUCUCGCUCUUCUCCUUCUCCUUCUUCAACAAUUUAUCAUUUACGGCAAAAUUCAACUCUAUCAUUCUCUCAAACAAGUGUUCAUUCAUUCCGAUUCAACUCCAAGUACUUCUUCUUCUACUCAGAAUGAACAACUCGUCGUUGUAGCGAGUGGAUUUACAUGGGCUGAAAAUUUGAUCAUUUCCGAUCGGAAUGGAAUUGCCUUUAUGAGUGAUGCUUUUGGAGAUCGGUUAUGGAAAAUAUUCUACAAUGAAAGUAGUGCCAAAUUUGAGCAGCAUGUAUUUCUUGAUGUUGAAACGAGUCCAUUUAGUAAUUAUUUGGGAGUGGCUUUGCAUGAAAAUCAUGAGAAUUCUAGUGUCGAAAAUUAUUCUGCGCAUGUGCCAUUUCCUGAUGGCAGUCAAUUGUAUGUGGUUGUGAGAAAUCAUCAAGAUGGAGAAUCGUAUGUCAUUUCCAUGAAUCCAAAUAUUCCAUUCCAGUAUGACAUUGUUACACGUUUACCAAAAAUUGGAAAUGGUUUGGCGCUUCACAAAAAAACUCGUCAACUUUAUGUGACCACUGAAGGAGGGUUUCUUCCGUAUGGCGGACAGGUGUAUCAAGUGAAUCCUCAGACUCGAUCCUAUUCGACCAUUCUCACUGAUUUGUAUGCAGCAGAUGGUGCUUAUAUUGAUCAAGAACGAAAUUGGUUGUAUGUGUCUCAAGUGAUUGGUUCAAAAGUGUUGGUCAUUGAUUUGGAUAAAUUGUCAAGUGGCCUUAAUCCUAAGGUCAAGCGAGAAGAUCUUGUCAUUCGAGAAUUUUAUGCUCCCUGUGAAGCGUUGGAUGAUUUUACACUUUCCCAUGAUGGAAAAAUCAUGUAUGGUGCAGAUUUCUUGGGAGGAAGAGUCAUGAAAUUUUCAGCAUGGGAUGGAUCGAAUUCGAGUGUGGUCAUGAGUGAUUUGAUUUUUCCAACUUCGGUUCGAUUGGGACCAAGAAAUUUGAGACCUAUGAAAGGAGAACAAGCAACAAGUUCUCUCUUUGUCACGGAAGGUGGAGGACUAUUUCCAAGUAUUGUGAAAAAUAGAAAAUUAUUGGAAAUUUUAAAGUAUUAA